This is a messenger RNA of Rhopalosiphum maidis (corn leaf aphid), 6133 nucleotides long. RefSeq names its product abnormal spindle-like microcephaly-associated protein homolog. Gene Ontology annotation, molecular function: protein binding. The transcript has 15 exons. Gene Ontology annotation, biological process: establishment of meiotic spindle localization; spindle organization; mitotic cell cycle. NCBI's taxonomy places the organism in Eukaryota, Metazoa, Arthropoda, Insecta, Hemiptera, Aphididae. Bases 1 to 5925 code for a protein of 1974 amino acids. Gene Ontology annotation, cellular component: spindle pole. The record is from RefSeq and is a predicted model, not a curated record.
AUGGCCAAGUUCGUCGUUGAAUUUUCUCCUCCAGAAAAAAUUAAAUCAGAGCCAUACGAUGUUACAGAUUCUAUUGUAAACUAUCGUAUGGUAUUAGCACCAUUUCAAAAGCAAACUCAAGUAGAAUUUAACAAUAUAAAACUUAAAGAAAUUGCAGUGAGAUUUUUAACAGUUGUCAAUCCUCUUGACAAACAUGGACAGUUUGUUUUACCUCCUCCAAGUGAUGGUGUUUAUUUUGAUGUUUAUAAAUUCACAUUAGAACCUAAUUCUCAACGCGAGAUAUCAAUAACUUGGCAACCAUCUCAGUAUGGAAAUAUGCGUAAACUUAUUAAAAUAGAACAAGUCGAUAAUAACAAAAAAUAUGAUUUUGUUAUUUUGGGAAAUUGUAAUAGUCCUUCAUAUAAAAAAUUUAAGAGUGCUACCUCAACAACUUCAAAAACAAAAAUUUCUAAUUUAAUUAAAAAACAAUUAAAACAUGAACAAGAAAAAGUACUGCCAAAAAAGACAAAUCAUAUAAGUUCUAAAACUGAAAGAAUUAUUCUAGUAAAAAAUCCUGUAAAAAUACCAGAACCCAUUAGUGAAGAAAUACCACCUAUCAGACGACAAACAUAUUUAGUUGGAGAAAAAGAAAAUCUUCCAAUUUCAAAAAAAAAUGUAUUAUGUAGAGAUACAAUACUUACAAGUCCUGAACGCAGUAUUAAACGGCCAGAUCAGAAACGUCAAGAUCACGUUUUUAAUAAUCAUUUUAAUUUAAAGAGUCUAAACAAUAGUUCUAGCCCAAUGAGUGAUGAUUCACUAGAGAAACCAUUAAACAAAAUUAUUAUUAACAAUUCUCAAUUAAAUGACUUCUAUUUAACACCAUUAAAAAGUACUGAAAACUUACUUUCUCCAUUCAGCAUUAAGAAACAAAUUAAUAAUUUUGAUGUCACUGAUGGACGAUAUGUUACUACUUUAUCAAAUUCUUUUGUAUCCAAACCUCAAGAUGGUUUCACUUCAGUUUUAAUUGAUACUCCAGAAAACCAAAAGUCAAGCAAUGUAUGUGUGAAUCUCUGGAAUAAAUUUUUAAAAUCACCAGAAGAUGAAUUAACUAAUGGUGGUACAAAUGUUUGGUCACAUACCGUCAACUCACAACCUUCUACAUCUCCUUCAGAGGUUAAAUCUAAUGACUUAAUACAAAAGUGUGAAAUGUCGCCUACACAUAAUAUUCAUCAACAUACAAUGAUUACUUGGAGUGGUACUAAACCGAAAAGACCAUCAUUUUCUAUUAAAAACUCUUUUUAUUACAAAUGUAGUCCAAAAACGUCAAUGACAUCUAAGAACAAAGUAAAACAAUGCAGUACAAAUCCACGAACAACACGUUUGAAAACUCCUAAACUAGAUAAGUAUGAUGAAUAUCUUAAGUGCCUAGCAAAUCCACAACUUUUAUAUCACAAUAAUGCUGAAGAUCCAUUUUUAAAAAUGUCUGAAUACUAUGAAACAGAAUGGUUGGACCGGCAAGAAUCUGAUAUGAUUCGUUGGUUAAAUGCAAUGCUCACACCGACUGAAAAGUUGGUAGAUGAAGAACAAUCUAAUGAGUUAGAGGAAGCAGCCAUGGCUUGGGUAGAAGCAUCCAAGGCAUGUCAUAAAAAUAAACCUAUGCAAUUUGCCACUCAAAAAGAUCUGUUUGUCGCACAAAUGUACCGGCAGUCACCACAACAAUGGAGUGCAUUGCGCAAAGCCACAACAAAUCUUAUAACAUCUUCAAGUGUGACAUCUGUCCUAUCAAAAUUAACUGUAUCGAUCGAAAAAGAUCUCAUCACUUUACGAGAUGACCGUCAGAUACAUUUGGACUUGAGUUUAAAGAAAAAAAUUAUUGAUUUGUUAAAAUGUUACAAUCCAUUAUGGUUCCGUAUUGGCUUGGAAGCUAUAUAUGGUCAAAUUAUUCAUGUGAAGCCUGGAUCUAAUGAUUUAGAUGGUAUUGGCUGGUUUGUUCGUAAAAAUCUGUUUAAUAAUGAUUAUGUCAAACAAAAAUUUAUCAAAACGACUGUACUCCAAAUGAACCUCCCUUCAUAUAAUACUGCCAUGAAAAAAUUUAUUUUAAGAAAAAUGUUUAUGCUUAUAUAUUUUUUGGACUGCGCUAAAGAACAACAAUUAAUCAGGCAUAAUCCGUGCUUGUUUAAAACAAACUCGCCAUAUAAAAGUAGUUAUGACUUAAUGAUGGGAUUUUGUGCAGACAUGGUAACUGCACAUGGAGACAUAGUACGUCGCCUGCGAAGUAUUGGUUACAACUUGACACACAAACAAACACAUUUGGAUGAAGUAAAUUAUGCAGUUAAAUCUCUAAAUGACCUAAGAGAUGGCACUAGAAUCACUAGAGUUGUGGAAAUUUUAUUUAAAGGCAAUCCAUUGUCUCAAAAACUAAGGCUUCCAGCCAUUUCAAAAUUGCAGAAAAUACACAAUGUUAAUUUGGCAUUCACCCGAAUAUCUGAGCACAUAUCUAUUGAGGGCAACAUAACCACCCGUGAUAUCGUGAACGGCCACAGAGAAAAAAUGCUAUCGUUGUUCUGGCAGAUUAUCUACAAGUAUUUAACCCCACGGUAUAAUAACGCUGCAACAAAAAUUCAAAACUGGUGGAGAAAUAGCAGUCUGAAACUGGUAAUAUCCAAAAGAAUCCGAGCCAAAACUAUUGCCAAGCGUCACAUAGCUGCCACCAAUAUACAAGCGCGCGUUCGAGGCCAUUUGAUUAGAAAAAAAUGGCCUCAUUUGCGAGCUGAACUGGUAAAAAACCGUGAUGUGUUGCACACAGCGUCCACCACAAUCAAACGCUAUUUAAAAGACAAACUGAAGCUAUUGACAGACGAUCGAAAACGGUUUAUAAUUUUAAGGAGAACAGUCGUGUUCGUUCAGAAAAAGUAUAGAAACAAGAUGGCUAUGGUUAAAGAACGACAGAAGUAUUUGAAAUUCAAACAGUCUGCGAUAAUCAUUCAAAAAACGUUUCGAGGGUUUAUGCUGAGGAAAAACUGGCACGAAAUCAAGAAUGAUCUAAUUGCGGUAAAAACGAAACGAAUUGGUGCAGUCGAUACGAUCAAGCGAUUUUUGCGAAAGAACUUGUCGCCGACACAAGACCGUUUAGCAUAUUUGAAGUUAAAACGUACGGUGUUGUACACCGAAAGUCGGUACGUUGCGAACAAAACGACGAAGUUGCAAGCGGAACGUUACGCCGCCCUAAAAAACGCGGCCGUGUGCGUACAGAGACGGUUCAGGGCGAACGCGACGAUGAAAAGAGAACGGGAAAACUAUUUAAAAGCCAAACGGUCGGCAUUGACGGUGCAAAAAGUGUUCCGCGGUUUCGCGGCGAGGAAACGUUGGCCAGACGUACGAAACCGUUUGGUGUCGGAAAACGAGAGACGAACGGCGGCGGUGAACACCAUCAAACGGGCGUUGCGGAAAAACUUACCGCCGACACGAGACCGUUCGACGUUUUUGACGUUGAAACGUGCCGUGUUGUACACUGAAAGUCGGUACGUCGCAAACAAAACGACGAAAUCGCAAGCGGAACGAUACGCCGCCCUGAAAAACGCGGCCGUGUUCGUGCAGAGACGUUUCAGGGCCAACGCGGCGGCGACGCGAGACCGACAACGCUAUUUGAACGCCCGACGGUCGGCCGUGCUUAUACAAAAGACGUUCCGGUGUUUCGUGGCGAAGAAACGUUGGCCGGCGACGCGAGACCGGUUGCGGUCGGAAAUGGAAAGGCGCGUCGCGGCCGCCGACACGGUGAAGCGGGCGCUGAGACGGAACCUGCCGGCCACCCGGGAGCGGGCCGAGUUCACCGGGCUGAGGUCCGCCGCUCUGUUCGUGCAGCGGACGUGGCGAGCCAAGAACCUGAUGAGGGUGCAACGGGAAUGGUACACGACGUCGCAGUACGCCACCGUGUACGUGCAGCGGACGUUUCGGGCAAAGGUCGCGAUGAGGUCGGGCCGCCGGGAGUACUUGAAGGCCAAGCGGUCGGCGGUGAUCAUCCAAAAAGUGUACCGCGCUUACGCGGCCAGGCGCAUGUGGCCGGAUGUCCGGGACCGGCUGGUCGCCGACCGGGCGGAACGGGCCCGCGCAGCGGACGUGAUCAAGCGAGCCCUCCGACGCCGGUUGCCGGUCGCCCCUGACCGGCUCCACUAUGAGCGGCUGAGACGGUCGGCGGUGGCCGUUCAGAGGCGAUAUCGGGCCAACGUCGCCAUGCGGACGCAACGGGAAGCAUACCGAUCGCUCAGGCGCAGCGUGUUGGCGGUACAGCGGCGGUUCCGGGCCAACCGGGACGCGAGACGCGACCGUAGUCUGUACGCGCGACUCAGGUCGACGGCCGUCGGACUGCAGGCAGCCGCCCGAGGCCACUUGUUCCGCCGGCAUCGGUGGCCAACACUGAUGGCUGAGCUGACCAGCCACCGCCUACUGAUGACCCGAUGCGCCGACACCGUGAAACGAGCGCUGAUGAGGCGGCUGGCCGACGGUGAUCGACGACGGUUUUUAGAGCUACGGCGUGCCGCCAUCGCGGUCCAGCGCCGGUUCCGGACCCGCAGACAGGCCCGCGAGUACGCCAAACUGCGCGAUGCCGCCACGACGGUGCAACAGCGAUUUCGGGCAAACCGGGCAGCGAGACGUCAUCGAACAGAAUACUUGCGCGUCCGCGCCGCCGCGGUCUUGCUGCAGGCCUGCGUCAGGGGACGCCGUGCGCGCGUCCGGUGGCCCGUCGUGAAACGCGACUUACAAGCGCACCAGAACCGGUUGGUCGCGUCCAGCGACACGGUCAAAAGGUUCCUGCGUCGGUGCCUGCCCGCCACCGAUGAACGUUCCGAAUACUUGCGCCUGAGACGGGCUGCGGUCGCGGUGCAGACUCGGUACAGGGCCAUGGCCGCUGGAAGACAUGACCGUGCCGAGUACCUCGGUCUGAGGCGGUGUGCGAUCGUGUUGCAGAGAUGGUACAGGGACUGCAGAGUACUCCGGUCAGUGGUCUUGUUGCAGGCAUAUAUCCGAGGAUGCUUGAUCCGCCGCCAGUGGCCGCAACUCAAGCACCGUCUGGAGGCCGAACGGAAGCUCGAGGCUCACUCUAAACAGGAGAAAUACAAGGCUGCAACUAAAAUACAAGCAACCGUUAGGGGAUUUUUAGCCCGUAAGAAAUUUCCCAAGCUCAGAGACGAAUUGAUAACUCACAAACGUGCUUGUGCCAUCACAUUAAUACAGGCCCUUUGGAGAGGAUACUGUGUUCGAAAAAAGUACCAGUGUCGACGCGACACUGUCAGAAUGCCCAGAAGAAGUGCCCAGACGUUGGGCAGGAGACACAAUGAUGUGAUAGACAUAUUAAACAAGCAAAAAAAAAAUGAAUACUCAUAUAAAGAACUGGCAACAGUCUUCUGGAACUUGGACACUUGCACAUCAUUAUCCAAAGAGUUAUGUAUGAAGACGGCAGAUGGUGCAAUCGUAGAUUACAUUUUCCAUUUCCUACAGUAUUCCAACCAAUCACAACCGAGCACCGAGGCCCGUGAACCUGCCAUCCGAGUACUCAUCAAUCUGCUUAGGUACCACGAAACGACAUGGAUCAUUUGGACAAGAACUGUAAAUGCUGAUAUGGUCAAAGAACUUAUUAAAAUGAUGAAGAUGAGUUGUGGCAAAUUCGGUUCAGCAAAUAAACUGUUCUGUUUAAUAGCAACCUUUAUAUGGAUAGCUUUGCAAGACCCUGAAAAAAAACGAUAUUUUAAAAGCAAUCCAACUGGAGACUUUAAAUAUAUGAUGGAUUCACUGAACAGGAGAUACAAAACACACAAAAUAGACAAGAAAUUAAUGGUAUUGCCAUCAACACGGCCUACAUGGUAUAUUGGCUCUAAGUGCCAAAAAUGUUUUGAAUCUGAUCUCUUUGCUACAACUCAGGUCUGCAAAAUGUUGAACAUCAUAAAAUAAUUGAAACUACUUUUUUACUAUUUAUUAUUAAUUAUUAUUAUGUUUAAGAUCUUUUAUUACUAUUAACUGUUUAAAUUAUUUGAUUGUUUUUUUCCUAUUUUAAAAUUUUAUCAAUAAUAUGUAUAUUACUUUCUACAACCUUUUGGUAUUUUACCAUUAAAAAUCACUUUUUUAUAUGCCAGCUCAUUUAUAUGAUUUUAAUGAAAUU